Molecule: messenger RNA, 1203 nt
Organism: Eimeria necatrix
Lineage: Eukaryota; Apicomplexa; Conoidasida; Eucoccidiorida; Eimeriidae
Product: cyclin, N-terminal domain-containing protein, putative
Exons: 1
Coding region: 1-1203 (400 amino acids)
Biological process (GO): regulation of cyclin-dependent protein serine/threonine kinase activity
Molecular function (GO): protein kinase binding
Source: RefSeq, a predicted model, not a curated record
AUGACCCCACCAGCUGUGGCCGUCGGGGUGCGGGCUCCCUUGCAUGCUGAAGGGGUCCCCACAGCCAACCCUCUACGGCAUGGUUUCGGCCACGCGGAGACACGGGAUGGGGUCCACGCGUCACGAAUUGUGGAGGCAUCCCGAGACUGCUCCCAUGGGGCGAACUGCCGCCGCUGCUCAAACUGCAGUUGCGCCGCAGUUGCGGGUGGUCGAGGUCCCUCGAGGAAGCCUUUGUUUGAGGUGUCUGCGGCUGACGCGUCCAUUGUUGCUUCAGUAGCUUCUCUUUUACAGCACCUCGGGAUGCAGAACAGCUCCGAAGGAUGCGGAGCCCCAUGCUUCCUCAGCGCCACUGAGCCUAUGAUAAGCAUGCCUGACUACUUGGAACGUCUGGCCCGUUUUUUUCAGUGCAGUGGGGAGUGUUUUGUGCUGGCUCUGGUCUACAUUGACCGGCUGCUCCAAAUGAACAAUCAUGUUUGGCUGUGUCCCCUCAACCUGCACCGUCUGGCGGUCACAGCUCUAAUGGUUGCCGUCAAAUUUGCGGACGACACAUUCUACUCGAACGCGUACUACGCGAAAGUUGGGGGCUUACCCCUGCAGGAGAUGAACCACCUUGAAGCGACGCUACUACGUAUGCUGCACUUCAGGUUGCACGUCAUGCCGUGUGAAUUUGACAAGUACUUUAGACUCGUCUUGGACUCCCCUUUUGCGGCGACGGGUAGACCCCGUGCACUGGGCUGGAAUAACAACCAGCAUCAGCACUCUGCGGCUCCGGUUGAGGGACCCAGCAGCAACGGUGAUGGCAACAGCAGUAGCGAUACUCCUGGGCAACUGUCUUGCACGAGCAGCAGUGGGGAGGCGCUGCAGCAGCAAUGCGUGAACACUUGUUGCUCCCCUUCUUCGUCUGGGUCGACUGGAUGUUGUUCAGGUAGUUCCCAGUCAGUGUCGCCUCCUUGCACACCCGAAGCGUCUGCUGCGACAAAGUCCCCCCCAAUGCAGCGGGAAGAAACAGCCAACAGCAGCGGCGGUUGGUGCUCCACGGGACAGUUAGUUAAGCGUGCAGCUGACGACGUGCAGUCCGUCCCCGCAGUACAGAUGUGCGAGGUAGAGGGCAAGGAUUGCAUAGUUCGAGGGCCAUUGGAUUCUGACCGCAGUCAAGUUUCUAGCUGUGGGGCCAGUGAGGCCGCACAACCACCACUGCGCUGA